UCCGAUUGUGAUGUUCGAUUUCCUGGGCACGAUCCCUAUUCUUUUCACUAAUUGCAAGGAUGCAAUAUGUGGUGGUCGACAUGCGCUGGGAAUUAAACGUGCCGAAAUAAUGUUCCAGAAAUUUAAAGACUUGGGGAUCGAAAUGCAUUUCUUCUUGGACGGACCCAUCAAACCGGAGAAAUGUCCUCAAUGGUGCCACCGUAAGAACAGUGAAUAUGAAAACCAGAAAGUCCUGUUUGAGAAUUUGAAAGCUAAGGAGCCCCUGAAUUAUCGGUUUCGAAGAUAUUUGAAAACCUACUAUGAGAACUAUUUACGAGUAGCGAAGAAGUAUGGUCGGAUUUUCCUGUCUCUGGAAAACGAAUGUGACCUAGACUUGGUUGAAAAUGCAUCAAGGGUGCAUCCCAUGGCCGUAUGUACAAGUAAUUCUGAUUUUCUGGUAAUGGAAGGAGACUUCCCUAUUUGGAAGACGGACGAUUUCAACCUUGAGACUAUGGCAGUGCACGUAUGGAACAAGCGAAGGAUGAGGGAGUCGUUAGGUCUGGAACAGUGGCAAAUGCCAAUUUUCGCAACAUUAUGCGGUAAUGAUUCGGAAGAAAGUAAGUUGGUGGAGCACAUACACGCCAGUUUACCGCAGGGGAUUAGGUAUGACAAAAGCGGAAAAAUGCAAAAGGCAAUAGCUGACUUGGUCCAAAAGACCUUUAAGGAUAAAGCGAAAGUCAAUGUCGAACUAUCUGAGUUGAUCUACGGUGAGGGGAGGUGCCAAAGUUCGUGGAAUGAAGUUUUCGCUGCUGUUAAAACAAGCCUCGACUAUUACUAUUGCAGGACCUACAAGGAAACUCAGAUCGAGCCCUCCUGGCUACGCGAGCAUGUUAUGAAAACGACCAGUUUGACCGUACUCAGUAUCUACAAAAAGGAUAUCCUCUAUAUUUCCCAACGCUUUAUUGACCUCUCCAUAAACGAUGUGUGUUCGUUUUCUGAUCUUGUGCUUCCACUGCUCCGCCGUGAAAUUGGACUUGUUUUCAGUAAUAAUCGUGACGCACAUAAGGACGCAAAGCACCCAAUUUGUUUGAAGCCAAACAUAGACGAACCUUUUGCCAUUCAUUACUUUGAACCAAUCUUUCCGGACUUUGAGGUUCCGCCAUUGGAUGAUAUUUUGGCCGCAGAUGAGGACUUUGUCACUUUGGAGGAGAAGCUUCGAUUGUUCAGUUGGAUUGUAGCUCCAAAGCGGAGUGAAGUCAAGGUUGAGCUGUUGGAAAAGCUACUGAAAACCAUUUUCAUAGUGCCAGCUGUCAUCACGAAUUAUUUGGUUAAGGAAGGACAGAUCACCCCUGAUGAAGCUGAUGUACUUCUGCUGACUGUUUUCGAGGCUUCCAAAAUGGAUAUGGAAAAGAUGGAGGGGAUGAGUCCACCAGCUGAGUUAGAUGAACGUGCCUUCUGGCUAUCAUUUACAUAUACGCAUUUUGUGGGAUAUUUCGAGGAAGCCAUGACGGUUUGCGGAUUGUAUGAGUUCAUACCGUAUUCAUACUAUGACGGAUAUUUGUUUCACAAAAUGUAUGGUAAGUUCCUGAGCAUGUCCUACGAUGUGAAGGAAGAAAUAUUAAAAUCUGUCCAAGAAUAUCGAUUAUAUGUUGUGUAAU
Messenger RNA from Hermetia illucens (black soldier fly), 1637 nucleotides. RefSeq lists its product as uncharacterized. NCBI's taxonomy places the organism in Eukaryota, Metazoa, Arthropoda, Insecta, Diptera, Stratiomyidae. The record is from RefSeq and is a predicted model, not a curated record. The coding region runs from base 11 to 1636 and encodes 541 amino acids. Gene Ontology annotation, cellular component: nucleus. The transcript has 4 exons.